Fraxinus pennsylvanica is the source of this 468-nucleotide messenger RNA. Lineage: Eukaryota; Viridiplantae; Streptophyta; Magnoliopsida; Lamiales; Oleaceae. The record is from the annotation of a GenBank genome assembly.
AUGAGUAAAAAGGAUCGUUCACAAGGAAAUGUCCCCUUCUCGUGGGAGAACAAGCCCGGGGUAAGCAAGGUGGCGCCACAAGAAUACGGGAUCGACGACCAGAACCACCGUCUUGCACCGGUGAAACUGCCGCCUCCGCCUUGUCCGCCGGAAAACGGUAGGGCUUCUUUCCAUGAAAUGCAAAUUCCACUUCCACCAUGCGCUUUCCAACAGCAAUCAAGAAAUGGUUCAAGAAAGGGUCUUAAAAAGAUUGAAGAUCCAUUUCUUAUGGCCUACAAAGAGUGCACCAAGAGCACUAGAAAAGGUAAGAUGACUGGUCGAGAAGUUGAUCAAGGGAUUGGACUGUUCAAAAAGAAUGUACCUGUGUCUGUUUUUUCAUGUAAGAAGUCAUGUAGUGUGAGAGAGGAUAGUAUAGUUAGGUUAUCUCAUUUACCAGUUUCAAGACCCCCUAGAGAGAGAUAUAGAUAG